Molecule: messenger RNA, 1176 nt
Organism: Funneliformis caledonium
Lineage: Eukaryota; Fungi; Glomeromycota; Glomeromycetes; Glomerales; Glomeraceae
Source: the annotation of a GenBank genome assembly
AUGGUACAAAGUCACAAUCUAAAAACUAAUAUAUUUCCAAAUGAAAUAUUUCAACAUGCUCUUGCAUUACUUCCGUUAAAAGAAAUAUAUUCAUUCAAGCGAGUCAAUAAAGCAUGGUAUCGUUUAUGUGACCAUGCAAUCGUUGAACAUAUUACAACCUCGGGUUCAAAAAUCCACGUUCGAGCUGGUACCUCAAAGAAGCCAAAACUUUGUUAUGAUCUUAAUUUCGUAGGUUAUGAUCCUAUUUCAAACAUUUUCACAUUCCAACCUCUUCAUGAUAAUAUAGAAUCGACUUUUUGUUAUCUAAAACAUUUGCGAGAAAUUAGAAUAUUAUUUGGAGAAUGGGAAGGUGUCAAUACAACACUAAACAAAUUUUCCCCAUCGGAUCCGAAAUUUGAAAUUCCUAAUAGGCAUGUUGAUCCGCAAGCAUCCGAGGUGUUAAGACGUGCUAAAUUAGAAUUUCAUAAAAAUUACAUAGAGUCCUUACGGAAAGUAUAUCAAUUAGAUGAUGAACCUUCAUUAAAAGAAGGAACCAUGAUAUCCUGUUUAGGAGACAAAGAUAUCGUAUUAAAGUGUCAUAUAACUACCGCACUUCCUUGUAAUGUACCGAAUGACCAACUGAAUUUCGAGGAUGAUGAUGCAGGGGGUGUGGUUUAUAGUUUAAAGAUAGAUUUCGUUAAAGUUUGUGCUUCUUGGUUAGUUUCUGGUACAACAUCAAAUUUUAUUCCAGAGGAUUCGCGAAAUCAAAUAUUUGCUCCUAGAUUUAAUCUUUUGGAUCAAAUUCUUGCCGAGCACAACAUUACAAGAUAUUAUCGUUAUUCUUCAAUAGUUCUUAAAUGGAUCUUAUCAGAUUAUGAUAGGAAUGACAAAAAAACCAUCGAAUUAAUUCAACGUAUAUUAUAUACCCAGGGAAAUUUUUCAAUACGAAGUAAAGUUGAAACGGCAUUAGAGGAACAAAAUGUGAAAAAACAAAACAUGUGGAAAUAUUCUUUAGUAGCACGAUUCCUUUGCGAUCCUGAUUCUUAUCCUGAUCCUCUCGACAUGGUCGUGGAUAGGGUUGUUCGUGCCGAACGUAGUGAAUCAGAUCAAAUGAAAGACAAUAAUCAUCACAAACUUUCAAGAUUCUCUCGUGGAUUAUAUUUCAUAAAAAUGAAAUUUAUUUUAUCAGAUACUUAA